This is a messenger RNA of Lytechinus pictus (painted urchin), 4462 nucleotides long. Its product is annotated as sphingomyelin phosphodiesterase 4-like. The transcript is spliced from 17 exons. The record is from RefSeq and is a predicted model, not a curated record. Gene Ontology annotation, molecular function: sphingomyelin phosphodiesterase D activity. Lineage: Eukaryota; Metazoa; Echinodermata; Echinoidea; Temnopleuroida; Toxopneustidae. Bases 33 to 2729 code for a protein of 898 amino acids. Gene Ontology annotation, biological process: ceramide biosynthetic process; sphingomyelin catabolic process; glycerophospholipid catabolic process.
GUCGUCGAGUGCGCCUGCGCUAGAACCAAACUAUGGCGGCAUCCAUGAGCUGGGAUAGACUUCGUCGAGGCGUUUCUACUUCCCCCAAACCGGCAGAAAAAUCGAGUUCUUUGACCGGUCAAGUACAGUCAUUGUGUGGCUUGCAUUACCCUCUACGAACACGAUGUUUCGAAUUAGAAAGCCUCAUCAGGAGAUCCUCGAGCAAGGAUCUGCACAGCAUAUAUACCUUGUUCCUGGAUCUUGUGUUUGGACUGAAUGGCCAUCCAGGCUGGGGGCUUCACACCCUGAACUGUCAGUACUCCAAAGAUGAUUUCAAGGUCCUCCAGGAUUUCAUGUCUCCCAAUGGACCGGUCUUCCUCAUGGUCUACAAGCUACAGGGUGACCACUACCUGAGAUACGAGUUUCCUGUGGAGAAAUUACCGGCCCCCACAAGAGCAUCACUGGCUGACGGUAUAGUACCUCCUUUCUACCAAGGAAAACUGGCAUACCAGUCUCAUGGAAGGACGCCCUCUGUUGUAAUGCUUAAUGCAUUUGAGUACUACAUGUACGUCUUUGCGUAUUAUCUUGUCAGCGAAAGGGUGCAUAAGACCAUGAAUAAUUGGAGCCAGCCCCAGGAUUACUUCUACCCGGUGUUGUUAGACCAGUACCUGUGCUACUUCCUCCGUAGUGAUGGGCGCGCUGUGCCUCCAAUACCUGUCACAAGCAGUGCCCCUAAUCCUGCGGCCAACCGAAUUUCUCCUUAUAGACUACCUCAGUAUGGAGUUCUCUAUCAUUACCUACAUUCUAGCCCUUAUGGUGGUCCAGAUGGAGGGCACCCCAAUCAGCGUAGCCCCACCCAGCACCAUGAUACCACUCUUGGCUUGCAUCAUCAGGGUCUCAGCCCCGCUGGAGGGUUGGGUAGAGGCAUGGGUGCGGCAGCGGGAAUCAGCUUCCAGCAACCCAUCCAAGAUGAUCCGCAGGUGGAGACCUGGCGCUCUGAAGUCCUGGUCCAGGCUCUGACUGAGUUCUGGCUGAAUCAGAACUCCCUACAGCUGGCUGAGGAUAAGAGCUUCCUGGCUCAAGUCAGGGAAAAUUUCAUCCCAAGCCCUGAUCAUGUGCGCAUGGUACGUAUCCUGGUGAAGAGGCUGCACUUUUUUGUAAACAGUGCUCGUCCCAUGAUGCACCAGUCAGCUUACCAGCAGGGAGGAGAGUCAGCUAUGGAGGAGCUGAAGAGGUAUAUCAUGACAGUCUUUGUACAGAAGCCGCUUUAUGUGUUUCUCAGGCAUGGCUUUGAUAAUUGGCCUCUCGACUCGUCAUUCAGACAGAUCUUGGAGCUUUGGUUGAGUUACAUCCAGCCAUGGAGGUACGUUGAAGAGACAAACAGGACAGGUUUCUUUCAGAGGGACAUCAACUCGCCCCUGAGGUCGCAACUAGGUUCGUCCAUAGGCCAGGGCAUGGCCCAGCAGAGAGAACCCAUCAGUACUAGAUCAUUCCCUGCCGACAACGAAAGAUGGCCAAGGUUUGUUCAGGAGAAUCUACCCUUCUACACUGUGCUCUUUCAAGAACUGUUGCCUCGGAUCUUCCAUCAAGACUUGAGUAUUCCCAACAAUGCCCUCAUGGUCUACAGGAUGGCAAAGGUCUUUGGACAGCCACACCUCAGUAGUGUCAUGAAGAAUGCUGAAGAGAAUCUCAUUGACCUUCUAAGUCACCCAUCGCAACCCUACACCUCAGGAGGAGGAGGAGGGGGUCUCGGUACCAACCCUAGUUUCAUGUCUUUAUCCUCCUCCAUACCAUCAUCUACCCACCUACCACCCACCCUCCUGGCGAUGGGGACCAGACUCUACACCCAUCUGCUAGAGGAAGAGGCACCCGGGUUCAUGUACAGACCGCUCUUUGAUUCAAGCGGCAAGGCAAUGAUUGAGCAACUGCUUGGUUUCAUCGCUCAAGCCCAGACUACAGUCAAGACCAUGGCAGGACCUAGCUUAGGAGAUAUCACUCAGACUAUCAAAUCAUUCUUCAGCAGCAGCCUUAGACAUGCUAAUCAUAGCGCCCUCUUUGACGACAUUGGUCCGGUCGACACCCGCAAAGCCGAGGCGUACCUCCAGAGCUCAGGAGAAUUUCUGUCAGAUAUAUUUGAUGUGCCUUUGCCUCAUCCUGAUGAUACUAUGGCAUGGAACGUCGGUCAGAUCGGUCGUGAUCAACACCUACCACCAGAUAUGAUGGAUGGACAGCUCACCCCACUAGGAAGAUUCCAACUUAUUAACAGACUUAGAAGUUCUGAUGUAAAUUUCCAAGGGGACCCUGACCUUCAACCAAUCAGAAGCUAUGAGAAUGCUGCCCUCGUGCGGAUGUUGCAUGCACUCUCUUGUCAGUUCAAUGAUGCUUUUGGGGACAAGCUUCUGGAGAUCUGUUCUCAAGGUGGCUUGCUUGGAGCCAUGGCCCGUUGGUACUUCAACCCCAGAGGAAACCCUCAUUGUCAUCCAAGUGACCCUUCCGGAAGAGUGCCAUCGUGGUACCGUCCAAGACUGAGUCUGCGCUUCCUGGCCAAUUAUCGAACCUUGACGUAUCUUGCCAUUCUGUAUCUCCUCCUCGUCUAUUUCUGUGACAUCAUGCCGACAGGCUUCGUGGCGUUCCUACUGGCAGCAGCCCUCUUUGUUGGUUUCCUAGGCUCGUUAUUUACUUAUCUUCGAGGAGAUGAGAGAGGAGAAGAGGCUUAUCUUCAGCAUUAUCAUCAUCAACAUGGUGACUGAUGUUGUCAAAGCACAUUGAGAACUCUUUAAUUUUCAUGCAACCCAUAGAAUUUGCUCUUUAUUUAUAUCUUCAUUUAUGAAAAACUUAAGCUCUUCUGCUGUCACACUAGUGCAACUUGUGUGUUCCCCCCCCCCCCUGUCUCUCUGUGUCUCUCUUUAGGGGGAUAUAUUAAUGCAAUUAUGAAUAGCACUCCAGCCUUAUAAGAUAAUGCCAGAGUAAUUUUCAAAAGUGCAUUAUAUCUUGAGAAAAGGAAAAUCAUAUGUGAAGUGAUGGUACAAUAGAGAUAUAAGAUAUGAAGAGGCGCGAUAGCUCAGUCGGUAGAGCGGGGGAUUCGUAUUCCGGUGACCCGGGUUCGAUUCCCACUUGGUGCGCUAGUGCCCUUUGGUAAGGCAUUAAUCCUCAUUACCAGGUCCUUCGGAGAGGACCUUAAGCCGUCGGUCCUCUGGUUGCUUGCUUACAAGCAUUCAUGCUUUCUUAGCAAUCAGGUAAAAAAUCCCCACCAAUCAAUCACAUUUGAAGUAUAAAAACUUUUUUUGUGUAUGACAAAAUAAUUUCAAACAUGAUGAAAAGUUACUUAUGCACAUUCAAUGUACUUGCUAUUGUAAAUUAUAAACAAAAUUAAUGCAGCAGUUUGGAUAUUUCAGAAUAUUUGUGUACACCUUUACCUUUCCAGGUCCAGCUUGCACAUUCACAGUAUUAUUAUGCCUGUAGAUUCUUGUAUGUUGUAUAUACUGCAUGCAUUAUUAAUCGGCCCUGUAUAAGAACUUAGGUGUAUACAAAUAUUCGGUGAUAUUUCAAUAAAUAUAAUGAUAUAAGAUUGAUGGUAAAGUGCAGCUUAUCACCAAGAAAUAUGUGAAGAAUUUUGCAUUCAAGGGCCCUUUUGCAUGAAAGAAAAACUCUGAAAGUUUUUCAAUAUGUUAAGUGUCAAUAGCAUAAUUUUGUUUGCCAUAGUCUUUGUUUAUUUGCCAGAGUUUUUCAAUGGCAACAAAUUUUAUGCAAAAGGUCCAAGAUCUUGUUUGCUCAAUUUAGGGCUUAGAUGUUAUUUUGAAAACAAUAUUGAAUCAAUAUGUAACAUUCUGAUUGAUGAUGUUCAAUGUCUUCGUCCUCUAAUUACAUGAAAGAUCAAUGAAACCCUUUGGACAAGUUGGGCCUGUUUGAAAACAGACCAAUGAAAGUAUGGGAGGAAAUGGAUUGAAAACUGUAAGAGCAUUUAAAUAUCAAGGACGCUAGGCUACGAAGAUCCUCAAGUUGGCCAUGCGACCAAGAUGUACGAUGUCACACAUGAUGAAAAGGAAAAACAGCCCUUUUUGCUCAUUCCAAUGACAGUACAAACUCUUUGUCCGUUAUAUAGUUUUUGAAACCUCUAUUACAUGUCCUCCCAUGAGCAAUCACCUGAUCUACAGACAGACUUGAUAAAAGCAAGAUUUUAAGUAAAAUAUAUACAAGCUAUAUCAAAUUUUUCACAUCAUACAUCAUUGCCACGUUGAAAUUUUUUUUUCAAUUAAAUCAAUUUUGUUUUAGUGGCUCUCAAUAUGUAGCUAUAUUCGCAAACCAAAGAUACUGUCCGACAGGUCGGCAUGUUGGAUGUAUUCUAGAUAGCAAGUAAAUGAGCCCAUUGCAAAUCCUGUACAAUUCAAUUUCCCAAUGAUUUGUCCCUUGAGGGUCCCUUAAUAUUUGUUAACUCACAUGGUGCUAUUUUGUAUACCUGUAAAUACAGUUUCUAUGUCAGACA